UUUAGUUGGUAUCUGUUUCAAUUUGCAUCCAGGAUUCUCUUUCAAAAUAGACAUGCUUCCCGAUUUCAGUGCACUAGACAACUCGGAAAAACACUAGACAUUAGUGGUCUCACAUCGAGAAACAAGAACUCUAAACAGGAGGCAGCAGAAAAUGCUUCAACUAGCUGGUGAAGAAGGUGUCAGAAGGCCUGGACCAUGGAAAGAGAUUUCUUUUGGGGAUUAUAUAUGUCACACAUUUCAGGGAGACUGCUGGGCUGAUCGAUCCCCACUCCACGAGGCUGCAGCCCAGGGACGCUUACUGGCUCUUAAAACUUUAAUUGCACAAGGCAUCAAUGUCAAUCUUGUGACAAUCAACAGGGUCUCCUCUCUCCAUGAGGCAUGCCUUGGGGGUCAUGUGGCCUGUGCUAAGGCCUUGCUGGAAAACGGUGCACAUGUCAAUGCACUGACUGUUCAUGGGGCCACUCCCCUCUUCAAUGCUUGCUGCAGUGGCAGUGCUGCGUGUGUCAAUAUGCUGUUGGAGUUUGGAGCCAAGGCCCAGCUUGAGGUCCACCUGGCUUCACCAAUCCACGAAGCAGUGAAACGAGGUCACAGAGAGUGCAUGGAGAUUCUGCUGACAAAUGAUGUUAACAUUGAGCAAGAGAUUCCUCAGCUGGGAACGCCUCUGUACGUGGCCUGUGCAUACCAGAGAGUUGAUUGUGUGAAGAAGCUUCUAGAACUAGGAGCCAGUGUUGACCAUGGAUGGUGGCUGGAUACCCCACUGCAUGCUGCAGUGAGGCAGUCCAGUGUGGAGGUCAUCAAUCUGCUCACUGAGUACGGGGCUAACCUGAACCUCAGAAACGCACAGGGCAAAAGUGCUCUUGACCUUGCAGCACCCAAAAGUAGCGUGGAGCAGGCUCUCCUGCUCCAUGAAGGUCCACCUGCUCUUUCUCAGCUCUGCCGCCUGUGUGUCCGGAAGUGCUUGGGUCGCACAUGUCAUCAAGCCAUCUACGCGCUAGGUCUGCCAGAACCCCUGGAAAAAUUCCUCUUAUACCAAUAGUUGGAAACAUGUAGUUUAUUGCCUGCUGUAGGACACUUAGUAUACGCAUUCAGUGGCUUGAUCUACUGUCCUAAAAAUCUACUCAUCCAAUUAGAAUAAAGCUUCCAUAAAUCCAGACACUCGCGCUGAACAAGCUCCUGGUUAGUUUGAUUGCCAAGAGGUAACCAAAAACCUUUUAGUUUUUAACUCUUGUUAAUCAAUUUAAAAUGAAACUGAAAUAAAGCGAAAAUAAUUUCUAGUCUAGUUUUAGAUGAUUCAGGACCCUCUGUUACCUGGUGCUGGGGUCAGCAUUCUAAAUACUGAUUAGACACAGGCAAGAUUAAAUUAAGAUUAAAUUAAACUACUCGAGGAACCCUCUGGAUUCACUCCUUCUCCAAUAUAUUUUGUUAGUUUGUUGUUUUCCUAAAAUAAAUUUCUGCAGUGGUUUUGA
Mus pahari (shrew mouse) is the source of this 1466-nucleotide messenger RNA. RefSeq names its product ankyrin repeat and SOCS box containing 11 (gene Asb11). The record is from RefSeq and is a predicted model, not a curated record. The transcript is spliced from 7 exons. Gene Ontology annotation, biological process: positive regulation of protein catabolic process; intracellular signal transduction; protein ubiquitination. Gene Ontology annotation, molecular function: protein binding. The coding region runs from base 152 to 1036 and encodes 294 amino acids. NCBI's taxonomy places the organism in Eukaryota, Metazoa, Chordata, Mammalia, Rodentia, Muridae.